AUUGGUGGAUGGCUGCUCUCGGUGUGGCCCAACGCCAGGCCCUUAUGUCUUUAUAUACUGUAAUCAGAUGGCCGGACAGUCCUGAGUGUGCAUCGCAUCCACUCUGCCUCUUUCCAUCUCCACUGCUCUCUCUGCAGGUCCCCUGUCUGCAUUUUGCUCCAGCACCCAAGUCCUCAUCAUUCUCCUCUGCACCCCAGCUGACUUCUCCCUCUGGUUGUGAAAACAAUGGCCAUGCAGACCCUACUCCUCAGUCUGUGCGUGCGGCUUCUGGUAGUGAGUCUUUUCGCGGAGGCGACCUACUACCGGCACCACCGUUACAUCCCUCACGUCUACCGCUACCGGGAGCACUCUGCCAACACGGAAAACCUCCUCCCUGACGUCUCCAAUCCUGUACCCGAAGUCGCCCAGUCCGGCGUCCCGACUUACCCCGAGGUCCCCGAGGUAUUCCACUCUGCACCAGAAGUCAUUCAUCCCAUUCCAGAGGCUUUUCACCCGGUGCCCGAAGUAGUGCAUCCUGCACCUGAGACUUAUUAUCCUCUUCAGGUGCACCAGCCCGCACCUGAAGUCCCUUCCCCUCCCCAGAGCCGCGUUUUCUAUGGGAUCAUGUUUGACGCAGGCAGCACCGGCACCAGGAUCCAUAUUUAUAAGUUCAUCCAGAAAGAUCCUGUUGAGCUGCCAGUUCUGGACAAUGAAAUGUACCAUGCUGUGAAACCUGGACUGUCUGAGUAUAAGGACAACCCUGGGGAGGGUGGUAACACCAUCCGUCAGUUACUGAAGAUUGCCAAGAAGACAGUGCCAGAGGAGGAGUGGAGGAGGACGCCAGUGGUCCUGAAGGCCACGGCGGGUCUGCGUCUGCUCCCUGAAGAGAAGGCCAAUGCCCUUUUGAAGGAGGUACAAGAGGUGUUCGAAGAAUCCCCCUUUUUUGUGCCAAACAACAGUGUUUCCAUCAUGAAUGGAGCAAAUGAAGGAGUCCUCGCCUGGGUCACAGUGAACUUCCUUACAGGCCAUUUGUACUCCAACACAAGGAAGACAGUGGGGAUUCUGGAUUUGGGUGGAGGAUCUACACAGAUCACAUUCCUUCCAAAGUCAAAGAAAACAAUUCAGGCUGCUCCGCCCAGUUACAUAGCCAGAUUCAACCUGUUCAACAACACAUAUGCACUUUACACACACAGCUACCUUGGAAAUGGACUAUAUGCUGCCCGUCUGGCAACUCUUGGAGCACUGGGAGCUGAUGGAUUGGAUUGGAAAGUCUUCACUAGCUCCUGCCUGCCGAAAAAGUUCAGAGAAGAAGUGACUUUUGGAGGAAACACCUAUAAAGUUAGCGGGAUUCCAGACGGCUAUGCAGGCUAUAAGUUGUGCUACUAUGAGGUCAUGAGGGUGGUCAAAGGCCUAUUUCACCAGCCGUACGAAGUGAAGGGCAGCAGUGUUUUCUAUGCUUUCUCCCACUACUUCGACAGAGCUGUGGAAACCGGCCUCAUCGGCAGUCGAGGUGGUGCGGUUGAAGUCAGGGACUUCAAGAAGAAAGCCAAAGAAGUGUGCAACAAAAUGACCAAAUACCGUGCUAUCAGCCCCUUCCUCUGCAUGGAUAUGACAUAUAUCACUUGCCUGCUAAAGGAGGGUUUUGGCUUCAAGGACAGCACUGUGCUGCAGCUGGCCAAGAAAGUGAACAAUGUGGAGACAAGCUGGGCCCUGGGGGCGACCUUUGACUUCUUCAGGGACUUCAACAUCCACUAAGGACAGCUCGCAGUCAUUGCAGCUGGCACUGAGAGGAACAGUCUGUCACUGUGGGGCCCCCUUUCCUCUGUCCACCCUCAAUCAGCCUGCCUCCUCGCAGACACACCCGGUCCCAUCAUGCUUCCUCACCCACCAUGCCCCCUCAUCUCUUCCUCAACCUCAGCACCCUGCAAAUACUUAAAGAACUGUUUAAAAAAAUCACUAUAUUUUUAUAAGGCCAGCUAUUUCUACUGUAUGUUGAGCUCAUAAUUGGUGGGCUUAUUUUCUAUGAAACGUUUACAUUUUUUUAUUCCUUAUGGGUGUCUGAUCUGAAAUGUCUUUCUCACCUACCCGUACAGUGUAUAGAGGGCAACUUAGAGGCAAUGCAAGGAGUCAUGGUAUUUUGGUGCUUACUGUGGUCCUGGUGCCUGCUGUGCAAUACAGUGGAAUAAAUUUAAAGUAGUUGCUGGAGCAGCAACUACAACUGUCUCUUUUACAGUAGAUGCUUGUAAAUCUAUUUUCUAUUUACUCUUGCAGUAAAUUAUUUAACAGGACCCUAGUUAUUUUGCUCCUAGCCUUUGACAAAUACAACAUCAUUGGACGAAGAGCAGUUGACAGCCAUGCAGCUUUUUUUUCCUUAACAUUGCACAUAACACUUUAACUGCAGAUAUUGUAGCGAAGACAUGAUCAGUUGCUUUAAUGCCAUCUAUAGAGUUGUAUAUAUUCAUCGGUAGUGUUGGAUUCACCAUGACUCAGAGGGGCAAAGAGAGUGCUGAGGAGAAAUGCCUCUCACAGUGUUGUAAAAUUACAACAUUAAUCCUUGUAUUUUUUUUUAAAUGCAGCCAGUAUUGCUUGUUUUAUCUAGAGUGGAACAGACUAUCAAAAAUAGCUAAACUGCAAUGGCCUUUGUUCUGAACAGUAUUUUAGAUCACUAAUAGAAAACCACUCAUCAAUGGUAGACAGUGCCUCCAUCAACAUAUUUAUCUAUUUAAUAAACUUCCUUACUUGUUGCUGUUUGCUCAUAAAUAGUCUUAAUGAAUUAUAUUUGCAUUCCUGCUUGUGAAUUGUACAAAUAGUUUAAAAAAUUUAAAGUUUAUGCAAGACUAUUUUUUAUUAUCCUUUUCCAAUAUUACCCUUGGAACUCUUUGUAUAACUGGUCCUUACCCAUGCCUAUGCUGUCUUUAUAAUAUUCUAUAUAUUUGAUUACUACUGCUGUAUAUACAAAUAAACUCAGUGAAAUUAUUUGGCAAGAAUUGCUUUUACAUCACAGAAACUUUAUGCUGCACAAUUGCUGAGAUAUGCCUCUGAGUGUCCAUCAGAAUGAAUACUCUGAUGGCUGACAGUAUGUAAAUUGUUUUUAAAUCCCGUGACAUAAGUGUAUACUAAACAUGUAUGUUUUAAUAAAACAUUAA
This is a messenger RNA of Melanotaenia boesemani (Boeseman's rainbowfish), 3125 nucleotides long. It is a transcript of the gene entpd5a, whose product is annotated as ectonucleoside triphosphate diphosphohydrolase 5a. The transcript is spliced from 13 exons. The coding region runs from base 226 to 1734 and encodes 502 amino acids. Gene Ontology annotation, biological process: nucleoside diphosphate catabolic process. NCBI's taxonomy places the organism in Eukaryota, Metazoa, Chordata, Actinopteri, Atheriniformes, Melanotaeniidae. The record is from RefSeq and is a predicted model, not a curated record. Gene Ontology annotation, molecular function: GDP phosphatase activity; UDP phosphatase activity. Gene Ontology annotation, cellular component: membrane.